Carya illinoinensis is the source of this 1195-nucleotide messenger RNA. RefSeq names its product protein PHOSPHATE-INDUCED 1-like. The record is from RefSeq and is a predicted model, not a curated record. The transcript has a single exon. Lineage: Eukaryota; Viridiplantae; Streptophyta; Magnoliopsida; Fagales; Juglandaceae. Bases 112 to 1068 code for a protein of 318 amino acids.
CUCUUAAUUCUCCACAUCCCAAACUCGAUCUGCAUAGCUUUCUCUGCUUUCUACUCAUCUCAUCUUUUGUAGUGAGUAAUUCUCUCUGAGAUUACAACCCUGAAAUUUAUAAUGGCCUCUUUGGUUUGCAUCAAUCUAUUACUACAACUGCUUCUUCUCAUCUCCCUCUUCCAUUUCGGCUUGGCAGCUAGGAGACUCGCUGAAUCAGAUGAAACCCAAAACACUUUGCUCUUCCAAUAUCACAAUGGCCCUCUUCUUACUGGUCAAAUUCAAGUAAAUCUGAUUUGGUAUGGCAAAUAUAAGCCCUCCCAACGAGCCAUCAUCUCAGAUUUCAUUACCUCCCUUUCUACUUCCAACCCCACAACGGCGCAACCUUCAGUUUCCAAGUGGUGGAAAACCAUCGAGAAAUACUACCAACUCGUCAACUCCAAGAAGCCCUCCGGUCUUGUCCUCUCAUUGGGUUCUCAGACAGUCGAUGAGAGUUACUAUUUGGGUAAAUCCCUCUCGAAUAAGCAAGUAAUUGAAUUGGCAUCGAAGGGAGGCCAGAAAAAUGCCAUUAACGUGGUUCUGACUUCAGCGGACGUGACUGUGGAAGGGUUCUGCUCGAGCAAAUGCGGUACCCACGGAUCUUCGAAGGGUGCAUCCGUGAAGGGUAAGAGCGACAGCUUUGCUUACAUUUGGGUUGGCAAUUCAGAGACUCAGUGCCCCGGUCAAUGCGCUUGGCCAUUCCACCAGCCCAUCUACGGGCCCCAGAGCUCGCCCUUGGUUGCACCCAACAACGAUGUGGGUCUGGACGGCAUGAUCAUCAACCUGGCUAGCCUCUUAGCCGGUACAGCUACCAACCCAUUUGGAAAUGGCUACUUCCAGGGUCCAAAGGAGGCGCCACUUGAAGCUGCAUCGGCUUGUACGGGUAUGUAUGGCAAGGGAGCUUACCCUGGCUAUGCCGGGGACCUCUUGUUGGACCCAACGACUGGUGCUAGCUAUAAUGCAAAUGGUGCUGAUGGAAGGAAAUACUUGCUUCCAGCACUCUUCGACCCCUCUACGAAAACCUGUUCCACGCUAGUCUGAGAAGAGGGCUGCCUAAGUAUCGGUUGUUAGUGUGUACAAUAUAGUAGACAGUAGACAAAAGAGAGUAAUUCUUUUAUAUAUCUUAUUGAUAUGAUGCUUAAAUAAUAAAAAAAGUUAAAUUUCUUCA